Messenger RNA from Scedosporium apiospermum, 2496 nucleotides. RefSeq lists its product as uncharacterized. The transcript has 3 exons. Lineage: Eukaryota; Fungi; Ascomycota; Sordariomycetes; Microascales; Microascaceae. The coding region runs from base 1 to 2496 and encodes 831 amino acids. The record is from RefSeq and is a predicted model, not a curated record.
AUGGCGCCGGCCAAUGGGAGCAAUGGGAGCGGUGGGAAUGUUGCGAUUCGGAAGGCAGGCGCAGCUAGGCACCGGAAUGUGACCCCAGUUGUCCCAGCCAUCCCUUUGCCAUACAUGCAGAAGCGUCUUCAGAAACAGCUGGCCUCCAAGACCCCUCCUCCUGUUCCAGCUCCUGCUCCUAUGCCCGAGUCUUCUCCACCCAAGGCCCAAGGCGACAUUCCAGCCACUCCAGAUGGAACACAGAUUCAGCCGACCGAACCCGACGCCGCGGGGUUCGACCACUCGAAGGAGGUCAAGAAGUCGGUCGUUACGUCCCCGGGAGCGGUUGCCGAAUCAAGCUCUGCCCAAGGCACCUCAUUUGCUGUCACCAACGAUUCCUUGAGCGAGCUCACAAAACCCACGAGUCCUACCUUUGCAGCGCCUUCUGGUCCUGGAGAACCCAAACCAGUCUCAGAAAUAUCUUCGUCCGAUUCCAGUCAACUAGCGGAUCCUCAUCUUGGCGCUCCUGUUGGUCCGCAUCCCGAGAUGAGCAGACAGGAAGGUCACAGGACUUUAGCCUCCCCCGAACACAUCACCUCCCCUCCCGACGUACUUCGCCCGGAAACGAUGAAUGCGAUUCACCAGGCCAACGCCCUCUUCUAUCCCGGCGCAAACGUGAACGGGAACCCCGAAGCCCUAGGCCCGGCACCUGAUGGUUACGCCGGCUCACACCAAGGUCCAAUUAUGCAUGCGCCCACUGCCCACCAACCUCACCGUAGCACUAACAACCUGACCUUCGGCGGUAUUCACGAUUCCAACAACUCGUCCCCUGCGCCUCUCUCUGCCGGGUAUGGACCACCUCCCGGGUUCCCCGCGCCAAACGGCCGAUCUCACAUGGGCCGCCCAUCGGGGCCCGAAUUUCGUCCUCAGUCGUUCGUGUAUGGAAACAACGUGGACCCCGCGACCAGCAUCGACCAUUUCGCCCAGUCCAUGGCGGCGUACGCUCCCCAUGACGGUGGCUACCACCCAUUCGUCGGCAAUUACAUGCCUAGCACUCCUCUGAGCUACCAUGGGUCGCAACCGUCCCCGCAGCCAGAGGAUAAUGGCUUGUAUGGCGUCCCCAAUGGCGUACAUGGUCAUUUCGAAGACGGCCCGGGCCGCGUUCACCCGUCCAUGUAUGGCAUGGUACCUCCUCCAAUGGGAAUGAUGCCCCCAAUGCCACCUCCCCACCUGCUCCCGCGGCCUCUCGAUCCCGACAUUGAACAGCUCUUGGAUCAGAUGAAGCGUCAUUUCCAGGAUCCCAGGCUUGCCGACUGUCGCCUUGAACUGUCCUUCCCCGACCAACGCGCGCCUCUCUUGAAUUUCCCCGCUCACCGCCUCGUCUUAGCCCAAAGCAAGACCCUGGAGCAGCUAAUGAUGGAUAACCCCGCGAACCGCCGAAAGCACGGCUCUGGAACUACCAUUACAGUCCGCGCUGUAGACAAGUAUCUGCGCUCCGAUACUUUCUUGGUGGCUAUCCAAAGGCUUUAUGGUUUCCCUCUCUUUGAGAUUCCAGCACCCCCUCCGGGAAUGGAGGAUCUGCCCCUCGCCGGAGGAGCUGUAGAUCAGUUCAAGUUCGUAAUUAGUUAUGCUGCCGCUGGACACCUACUUCAGUACAACUCGGUGGUCAUCCGCGGGAUGGAGAUGGGCCGUCAGCUUAUGGGUUGGGAUACUGUAGAGCUUGCUCUGGAGUUUACUCUCGGCUCGAGCCCAGCAAGGGGAACCAUCGAUUUCCAUGAGAAAUGGCACUACGGUGGCCCCACUAAGAUUCUUUAUGAAGCCGUCAUCGCUUUCGUCUCUGACCAGCUGAGUGCUGAGUUCGAGCUAGACAUCACUGUCUCCGACCCGGAUGGCUAUUGUCGCUUACCCAACGUCCCUGAUUCGCAGAAGGGACGGACCAACGCCAAGGCACCGUCGCCCGCGAUCGCUCGCGGAUCCGUCGUGAAGCUGGGCCCGAACCAUCGAUCGCGCCUAAGCAAGAUCAAGUUUGGUGAUCUCUCUUCGGAGGACGCUAGAAGCGGCGCCAAUGGAAGCGCAAAGAGAAGUCGGCCCUAUACCCAAGAUCAGAUCGUGGUCUUGUCCAAAAUACUUCUUAACAUUCCUUUCGAGUCUGUCAAGUCCGUUCUAGAGUCUCCUAGGUUUGGAAGAGACGCCGAGAGCGUGGCUGCUCGAGACGAAGCUCGCUUCAGACUCAUUACCGAUGUUAUUGGCGAACGCGAGGCCCGUCGAUUGGCAGUUUUGGAGGCAGUCAAGACUAACCAGGGUGCCAAGGCUGAGCAAGUUCGCCGCACUCUCGGCUUUGUCGAGCCUCGCACUGUUGACGAGUGUAGCGUCUUGGGAUUCCAAGAGUCGGUUACUCCCGUUAGCGACGCUGGGGUUCCCUACAUUAGUCGUGCCUGGGUGCCGCUGGCCAAUACCAAGAAGAACAACUCGACUGGCAACUCCUCGCAUGGACGUUUCGUCGCCGCGUAUCCUUAA